This is a messenger RNA of Caenorhabditis elegans, 1196 nucleotides long. It is a transcript of the gene C01G5.3, whose product is annotated as DNA-directed RNA polymerase III subunit RPC5. The record is from RefSeq and is marked reviewed. NCBI's taxonomy places the organism in Eukaryota, Metazoa, Nematoda, Chromadorea, Rhabditida, Rhabditidae.
UCCAUCCUCUCAAGUUGCCAAGAAGAGAUGGGAUUAUUUUCCAAAAGAGGUUCUAAAAGAAAAACGCAAAAGAAGAACAGUAAACAAAAAAAGAGAUCUAAGCCAAAUGAUAAGAAGCCUCGGCAAAAGUCAAAGGGAUCACGCACCCCAACUGACGUGUCAGUAGGAACACCGGAAAAGGAUAAAAACUUGAAAGAUGAAGGAGGAAAGAAAGUGGAAAAAAUGAAAAAGAAGAAGAAAGAUGAUUCAAGAACUGAAGACUUUAGAGAGCAACAGGAAGAUGCUGUGAAGGAUGAUGAAGAUGUUCAACCAUCAAAAGGUCUCAUCCCUACUCGAUUCGAUCAGGAUAUGAACCUUGAAGUAACCAGCCGAGAUGUUGACGAAACUGAAGUGGAGCGGGUUUUUCGAAUGUUCACAGCAGAGAAGAAGAAUGCUACUCGAAUAACUGCGCCGAUUGAUGAAAAGUCGAAACUUUUGAUGGACAGAAUGCCAGCAAAGAAACCAUAUCCAUCAAAGUACAAUAAGGAUAAUGGACUCUUUCUGGUGGACGAAAGGUCUUCUUUCUUCACAAAGACCCCAGACACGAAGAAGAUACCUCAGGGAUCAGCGGACACUUAUGAUCAAUAUCGAAAAUUGGCAGAUGUUCGGAAAAUGACCACUGUAAAUGUAUUAAAUGAAGAUGGAAUACCUUUUUGGGCGGUCAAUCCAGAACCAAAUGAAGAGGAAUUGAGUAGUACUGCUCCAGCAAUCUCUAUUGGAAGUGAACAUUUGGAAUUGUAUCGUCACAAACAGAUCACUCUUCAUACAAUCAAAAACACAAAGCUAGUGCUCAAUGAGAUUCAACCAUUGUCGGAAAUGAUGAAGCGAGAUGAUAUUCAUUUUACGCCUGAACUUGUCUUCUCAAAUACUAUAAGAUCUCUUAUCAAUUCACAACGAAUGGACGGGGAAACGCGAAAAGAAAGUAAAUUGGACGAGAAUCGAAAGUCUGACAGACUGAAAAUUGAGGAUAAGAAGCCGGAGGAGUAUGUCUAUUUGAGCCAAUCCGAUUGAGUCUGCAAGAAUGGCGCUUCGUACUGGAACCAGGAGACAAAAUCGCAUCCAAGCAACUGCCACAACUACGACUUCCACCAGUUGUGAAGCUGCAUGAUCCUUUUUGACUUUCGUUAACCUGAUUACAAUAAACUUCAGUUUCACUC